Molecule: messenger RNA, 531 nt
Organism: Aspergillus steynii IBT 23096
Lineage: Eukaryota; Fungi; Ascomycota; Eurotiomycetes; Eurotiales; Aspergillaceae
Product: ML domain-containing protein
Exons: 3
Coding region: 1-531 (176 amino acids)
Biological process (GO): intracellular sterol transport
Molecular function (GO): sterol binding
Source: RefSeq, a predicted model, not a curated record
AUGAAGCUCCUAUCAUCUGCCGCUACCUUGCUUGUCUGCUUCGCUCCCCUCACUGUAUCGGGUCGAUCGAUUGCCCUCUUCGGCUCGUCGCAGGCUCCUAUCCAAGUCGAUACUUCCAAGUCUGUGCCGGGUGACAACCCUCUUGAGUUUUGCAACGAUCCGUCCGGAGACCUCAUAGAGAUUGAAUCCGUUGAUUUGGCGCCCAACCCUCCUCUGCCUGGCAAGACCCUUACCAUCAAGGCCAAGGGCAAUAUUCACAAGAAGAUCGAGCAGGGGGCUUAUGUGCUUUUGCAGGUCAAAUAUGGCCUGAUUACUCUGAUCAAGCAGCAGGCUGACCUUUGCGAACAAAUCGUCAACGUUGACCUCAAGUGCCCAUUGGAAGAGGGCGAGAUGUCCUUGGUCAAGCAAGUGGAAUUGCCUUCCCAUAUUCCUCCCGGCAAAUAUUCGGUGCACGCCGAUGUGUUUACCAAGGACGAAGAGCGCAUCACUUGCCUGGACGCUACCAAUAUCGAGUUCAAGCUGGGAAAUUAA